Molecule: messenger RNA, 1036 nt
Organism: Perkinsus marinus ATCC 50983
Lineage: Eukaryota; Perkinsozoa; Perkinsida; Perkinsidae
Exons: 8
Coding region: 19-996 (325 amino acids)
Biological process (GO): oxidative demethylation
Molecular function (GO): oxidoreductase activity; demethylase activity
Source: RefSeq, a predicted model, not a curated record
GCUUUGUCGUUCCUCCCUAUGCACUACCGUAAAAUCUUCAAAAAAGUCAAAAACCCAUCACAGAAGACACGCCACCUGUUUCUGUCGCCUUGUGGUCAUGCGAGAGGUAUUACGAAUUUGGAGGAGCUACGCGUUUUCCUCAAGAACCCUUCAGGGCUCGCCGACUGUUUUGUAGAAAAUAACUUCACUUUUGCUUCCUUUGAGACGACUGAAGACGCUAUACGAUGCAAGGAUGGUAUGGAAGCGGAAAUGCGAGUAGAGUUCGUGUCGAAACGAGGCGAGAAAGGGUCAUCGUUUUCAUCGUCGUCAAUACCAACAACUACCGACGAGUUGCCUCCGGGGUUGACUUUGAUACCCGACUUCAUCACGGAAGAGGAGGAGGAGAAGCUGUUGGGGUUGGUGGAUGCGGGGGAGUGGGAUCAUUCGAUAAGGCGCCGAGUUCAACAUUUUGGUCAUGCGUUUGACUAUACCUCACUUCGAGCGAAAGAUGCCUUUCUGGAUGGGGAGGCGAGGAUGCCUGCAUACACGGAAGAGCUUGUGCGACGAAUUCGUGCUGAAAGCGUUGCUGAGGCUCGGGACUUCCGACCUGACCAGCUGACGAUUAAUGAGUACAUUCCGGGAGUGGGUAUUUCCUUUCAUGUUGACACGCAUUCAGCGUUCGAGGGACCUAUAGUUAUACUCUCCAUAGGAGGAGGCAUCGUAUUGGAGUUCAGAAAGUCUGAGGAAGGGAGAGCAUUACCGUUAUGGUUACCCCGUAGAAGCUUGGCGGUGAUGGGUGGGGAGUCGAGGUUUGGAUGGGUACACGGCAUAGCUGGUAGGAAGACGGAUAGAGUUGGUCCUGAUGGGGACUUGGUCGAACGGCAAAGACGGAUAUCUUUGACUUUCAGACAGAUGAAGAACAGCCCUUGCGAGUGCGAAUGGGCGGCACUGUGUGACACUCAGAACCCCGCCAGUUUGGUAUUGCCGAGUCGUAUUGGUGACAGUCACAGUGAGUGAGGGAGUUUCUUGUUCAGUCUGUUGUUCCUGAUGAUACUGA